This is a messenger RNA of Capronia epimyces CBS 606.96, 2559 nucleotides long. RefSeq lists its product as uncharacterized. Gene Ontology annotation, molecular function: calcium-activated cation channel activity. NCBI's taxonomy places the organism in Eukaryota, Fungi, Ascomycota, Eurotiomycetes, Chaetothyriales, Herpotrichiellaceae. The transcript is spliced from 2 exons. Gene Ontology annotation, cellular component: plasma membrane. The coding region runs from base 1 to 2559 and encodes 852 amino acids. The record is from RefSeq and is a predicted model, not a curated record.
AUGCACGGGAUCAGCCGCCGUCUGCGUCUGCGUGCUGCGUUCUGCGACCGCAGCAAAGCGCAGGCCAUUUCAAGGUCGUCGUACAGCAGCACAUCCGAGAGAAGCCUACUACCCGGCGUCUUCUUUGUUCUGGCGGCACUGAAGGUGGUGAUGUCGUUGAAUGGCUCCAAGAGCCCCUCUUGGAACGAUCAGUUCAAGAGCACGAACCAGCGUGACUUCAAGGUUCAGCUUGUCAUCUCGGUCGUCUUCGGCUUGAGCGCAUUUCUCUCCUUCUGCGUGCUUCGACCAAAAUGGACCAGUCUAUAUCAUGCCCGAAAGAAGCAGUCGGGCGCUGCGUCACGAUUGCCCGAGCUGCCCAAGUCCAUGUUCGGAUGGAUCCCCGUCCUCUACAAGAUCUCGCGAGAGGAGGUGUUGGCCUCGGCAGGUCUCGAUGCGUACGCUUUCCUCGCCUUUUUCCGCUAUGCGAUCAAAUACCUGUCGGUCACGUUGUUCUUCUCCCUCACGAUCAUCCUACCGGUCAACUGGAAAUUCACCGGACAGCCUCCACUACUAUACCCCCCAGUUAAUGGGUCAGACCCUGACCUUGGAUUCAAUUUUUUGCUUGCCGACGAGCCGAAGAAGCCCAAAGGCCCUGCGAUCGAGAAGGACAACAGCUACCUGUGGAUGUACGUUGCUUUCGCAUACUUUUUCUCAUUCGUGGCGAUCUAUCUCCUCAUCGCCGAGACGGCAGACCUCAUUCGCAUCCGGCAGGCUUAUCUCGGAAGUCAGUCAACCAUUACCGAUCGCACCUUGCGUCUGUCGGGAAUCCCUGCGGAUGUGAGGUCAGAAGAAGCGAUAAAGAAUUUCAUUGAGGGGUUGGAGAUCGGAAAAGUUGACAGCGUGAUGCUGUGCCGGGAUUGGCAGACGCUAGACAGCCUCAUGUCAAAACACAUGGCAUGCUUGAGGAAGCUUGAAGAGGCGUGGGCUACUUACCAUGGCCAGAACCGCUCAUUCCGUCAGACUCGUGGCCGCCAACGACGAGUUGACCCGCUGGGAGACGAGCGAGAGAACGGCGUUCUUCUCUCGAGAUCCGAGAUGGAGGAGGCUCAUGCCACCGCUGCUGACCGGCCACGUCCUACCAUCAGUAUACGCUACGGACCCCUCAAUAUCUACAGCAAGAAAAUCGACGCGAUCGACUAUUAUGAGGAGAAACUGAGGAUGCUGAGCGAAAGAAUCAACGCCCUGAGGACCGCCGACUUCAAGCCGACAGCACUUGCCUUUGUCACAAUGGAAUCCACUGCAGCGUGUCAGAUGGCUGUCCAAGCCAUCCUCGACCCCAAACCAGGACAACUUCUUGCUAGCCUGGCGCCACCACCUGCGGAUGUCGUCUGGAAGAACACCUAUCUCUCUCGGAACAACCGAAUGUUGCGAUCCUGGAGUAUUAUGAUCCUCAUCGGCCUGUUGACUAUUUUCUGGGCAGCUGCGGUCGCCCCAUUGGCCGGUUUAUUGAGCAUCGAGGUAAUCGAUAAAGUACUCCCCGGACUCGCUGCUGCACUUGAAAAACACGAAAUCAUCCGGUCACUUGUACAAACAGGUUUACCAACGUUGUUGUUCUCGAUCUUGGCCUCGGCCGUCCCAUAUCUGUACGAUUGGCUCGCAAACCAGCAGGGCAUGGUUUCGCAAGGGGAUGUCGAGUUAUCCGUCAUCUCCAAGAACUUCUUCUUCACCUUCUUCAACCUGUUCAUCGUCUUCACGGUUUGGGGGUCGGCUUCCACAUUCUACGAAUUCUGGCAAGACCUGCGAGAUAUUCUCCGCGACACCGCCGGAAUCGCCUACGCUGUCGCCAAAGCGCUGGAACAACUAUCACCAUUCUACGUCAACCUCAUCGUUCUCCAAGGGUUAGGGCUGUUGCCUUUCAGACUCCUGGAAUUUGGGUCUGUGGCUCUCUAUCCAUUCUACCUCAUCACCGCAAAGACACCUCGGGACUACGCUGAGCUAGCCAAGCCCCCAGUCUUCAGUUACGGCUUCUAUCUCCCACAGACGAUGCUCAUCUUCAUCAUUUGUAUUGUCUAUAGCGUGCUUCCCUCGUCUUGGAUGGUCACGCUGUUCGGCUUGAUUUACUUUCUCAUUGGUGGCUUCAUCUACAAGUACCAGUUGCUUUACGCCAUGGCGCACCGCCAACAUUCUACUGGCCGAGCAUGGCCGAUGAUUUGCAACCGGAUUGUUACUGGCCUGAUCCUCUUCCAAGUCGCGAUGACCGGUAUUCUGGCACUGCGAGGCGCAUUGACAGCUUCCUUGUUUCUGUCCCCUUUGCUCGCCACCACCAUCUGGUUCACGGUGUAUUUUCAUCGGACUUAUGUCCCCCUGAUGAUAUUUAUUGCGCUUCGAAGCAUUGAUCGAGGGAACAUCCUCGACCUCCCGACACCUCCGGAAUCCACCUGGGACAGAGACACCGACUACGGGAGACACGUUGACACGGAUCCCGACACUGGCCUGCGAUACAUUAAUCCCAAUCUAGUGCGACCUCUCGAGACAUUAUGGAUAAGGCAGCCUGGCCACGGACACUCUCAGACUGGGUAG